AUGGGGUCAAUCUACCGCUCGGAGGUGAUGAGCCUCUGCCAGAUAUUCUUACAAACGGAUUCCGCCUAUCAAUGUGUAGCAGAACUGGGAGAGUUAGGCCUGGUGCAGUUUCUAGAUUUGAACGAGGAGAUGAACGCAUACCAAAGAAAAUUUGUCAACGAGAUACGACGUUGUGAAGAAAUGGAAAGGAAGCUAAACUACAUCCAAGACGAGGUGACAAAGGAUGACGUUAAAAUCCAGGACUGUGAUGACCACAUCCCAGCACCUCAGCCAAAGAAUAUGACAGAGCUUGAGGCAUGCGAUGAUUUACUCUCAGUUCUAUUCUAA
Messenger RNA from Cylicostephanus goldi, 327 nucleotides. Lineage: Eukaryota; Metazoa; Nematoda; Chromadorea; Rhabditida; Strongylidae. The record is from the annotation of a GenBank genome assembly.